AGAUAGAUUGAGAAGAAGAAAAAGACUGUUGUUUAAAUUUUUCAAUUGAAUUGGUUCCAUUAAAUCAUUGACAAUUGAAUAAAAUACUGUUAGUUAAUUUAAACAAAAUUAAUUAUCAAUGAAUAGAACCGUAACAACACCACGACAAACAGCAACAGCGCCAACAUCCACUACACCAAAAGAACCGGAAUUAUUUGAUUUACCGAAUAAUUUAAAAAUAUGGGCAAUCAAUAUGUUUCAUGUGACAGCAACGAAAGAUCAGAAAAAAUAUGAUCCAGUAGAAUUAGGUUUACGUUUUAUUUGGGAUGAUAUACAAGUUAAUCAUGAGAAACCGGAAUAUUUUGAUAAUAUUACAAUGAAAUUACCGAAAUCGCAUGUUCUAUUUUCAACAACAUUUAAAAAUAAUACAGAUUAUGAACAAGAGUAUAAUUUUCGUACAGAACGUUGUACACGAUCAAUGGCUGAGAUUGAAAUACAAAAAGGUGUUGUAUUAUCAAAAGAAUUAUCGUUGAAAUUGUCA
Molecule: messenger RNA, 520 nt
Organism: Schistosoma turkestanicum
Lineage: Eukaryota; Metazoa; Platyhelminthes; Trematoda; Strigeidida; Schistosomatidae
Source: the annotation of a GenBank genome assembly